Daktulosphaira vitifoliae (grape phylloxera) is the source of this 1381-nucleotide messenger RNA. RefSeq lists its product as uncharacterized. NCBI's taxonomy places the organism in Eukaryota, Metazoa, Arthropoda, Insecta, Hemiptera, Phylloxeridae. The coding region runs from base 298 to 786 and encodes 162 amino acids. The transcript has a single exon. The record is from RefSeq and is a predicted model, not a curated record.
GAAAAUACAGAAAAUAAUAUUUCUAAAAAGUCGUUAAAAAGAAACUGUGAAACUAGAUGGAUCGAACGAUAUCAUUCAAUUAGUGAUUUUUUAGAACUUUUUGAGUGUGUAGUAGAUGCCCUUGACGAAAUUUGUGAGUGGGAUAAUACAGACACGUCGAAUCAAGUAAGGGCAUUCUGAAUUACAAUCCUCCAACAGGAAUUCAUAAUUACGUUAGUUACUAUUUCCAAAGUACUUGGAUUAGGACUUCCACUGUCAAAACAGUUUCAAAAAAUUGAUAUUGAUUUAAAAUUAGCUAUGGAUUUAGCUCAAGAUACUUUGACCGAGUUGGAGGAUUAUAGAAAGCACGCACAGAAAAAUUUUAAAGAAAUUUUUUCAGCUGCCGAGAAAAUUGCUGACAAAUUUAAUGUGACAAUGAGUAUUCCAAGAAUUAGUAAAAAACAAGUACAUAGAAUAAAUGUACAAACUAAUAAUCCUGAAGACUAUUUUCGCAUAUCAGUUUUUAUUCCAUUCUUAGACUUUUUUAUAAGUCAAUUAAAGUUUAGAUUUCUUGAUCAUGUUGAUAUUUUAUCAAGUUUGCACUCUCUAUUCGACAAAAUUUCUACAACAGAAGAAUUUAAAAAAUUGGCUGAAUUUUAUGAAGAAGACUUAAACGGUAAUAAUUCGAUAUUAGAAGAAUUCCAAUUAUGGCAGAGGAAACUUAAAAAAUUGGAAAUUAAACCAAAGAAUUCUAUUGAUGCACUAAAGUUGUGUAAUGCAGAUAUAUAUCCAGGCAUAAAUAAAUAAUUUCAAAUUUUGGCUACGCUUCCUAUAUCUUCAGCAUCAAACGAGCGGACUUUGUCAUCUCUCAAAAAAAUCAAAACAUAUCUACGAAAUACAAUAUCUGAGGUAAUAAAAUGUUAUAAAGAAAUUUUAAUAUAAAAACUAAUAGAUUCUUGUAAUUAUUUUGUUUUAGAAAAGAUUAAAUGGAUUGACGAUGUUAAACAUUCACAGGGAAGUUGAAAUUAGUGUUGAUGAAGUGAUAGAUGAAUUAUCAAAAAAAAAACAGACGACUAGAAUUUAUUUAUGAAAAUUAUCAUUUGUUUUAACUUUUAAGAAGGUACCUCUAGUGAAAUAUAUAAUAUAAUAUUAUAUGUAUAAGUGAGUCAAUAAAAUUAUAUUUAAUUAAACCACCUCAAAGAUAUGUCUAGGUACGUAAAUUUUAUGAACUAUCAUAGAUAUUAGAUUAUAAUAAUAAUUAAAGUAUAAUGUUAACUAUAUGGACCCCCCAGAAAAAUUCGAAAAUACGCCACUGUAUAUAUAUAAUGAAUCCUAAAGAAAUUUCGUUACUGAUUUUAAUUCAGAUUUCAGAAUUGUUUCAUUACAUCUAUUUUUUGAGAUA